GGUGUCCUCCGACGUCCUGAGGGAUGCCCGGAUCCUCGUGCUGCACAUGGGCCGCGAAUUCUCCUUCGACGACUGCGGCCGGGCCUUCACCUGCCUGCCCGCGGAGGACCCCGACGCCCUGGCCGAGGCCCCGGUGUGCAACCUGGACAGCCUGCUGCACACCCUGACGCACCGGCUCUGCGUGGGCUCCCCGCCCGGCCUGUGGGUGUGCAGCACCGACAUGCUCCUCACCGUGCCCUCAGCUCCAGGCAUCGACUGGGACGGCUUCCGGGGCGUCCGAGUGAUCGCCGUGCCCGGCAGCCAGGCCUACGCCAGGAGCCACGGGGUGUACCUCGCUGACGAGCAGGGGCUGGUGCACGACAUCAUCUACAGAGGCACGGAGGCCCAGAUCCAGCAGUGUGCAGGGCCCGAUGGCACCGUCCCGCUGGUCUGCGGCGUGGUUUUCUUCUCCUCGGACGCCGCCGAGCAGCUCCUGGCCACCCACGUCAUCCCGCCCCUGGACGCCUGCACCUACAUGGGGCUGGACUCGGGGGCACCACCCAUCCAGCUCUCCCUCUUCUUCGACAUCGUGCUGAGCAUGGCGCGGGGGGUGACGGAGGAGGACUUUGUGAAGGGCGGCAGCGACGCCAGCGCGAGGAGCGCCCGCUCCGUGCUGUGGGGGUCUCUCCGCGCCUUCCCUCUCAGCAUGGCCUGCGUCCCCGACGCCUCCUACGACUACCUGACGGCGUCCGCGAGCGACCACAUCCGCAGCCUGACGCUCCUGCCCGGCUCCGCCAGCCACCUCCGCUUCUGCAAGACAGCCCACUCCCAGGCCGACCAGCCCUGGCUCCUGGAGGACGGCUCCUCGGUCACCAACAGCCUGCUGGAGGGAGCCGUGCGGCUGGCGGCCGGCAGCGCCAUCCAGCACUGUCACCUCCGGGGUCCCCUGGAGAUCGGCCCCGGCUGCCUCCUCUCGGGCCUCGCAGCGGCCUCCUCGCCGGCCCUGCAGGGCUGUCCCCUGCGCGAUGUCGUCCUGCAGGGCCACCACGUCCGGCUGCGGGACCUGCCCUGCCGCGUGUUCACGCUCAGCGGCCGCCUCGACGACUGGCAGAGCCCCGCCGAAGGUUCCACCUACCUCAACGUGCCCUGGGCCGAGUUUUUCCGUCGGACGGGCGUACGGGAAGGGGACCUUUGGGACGCCGAGACCCCAGCGAGCAGCCGCUGCCUGCUCAGCGCCCGGCUCUUCCCGGUGCUGCACGCCUCCGAGGCGCUGGGGCUGGAGGACGUGCUGUGGCUGCUGGGCCCGGCGGCGGGGCCCGGCGGGCGGCUGGCGCGCUGGCGGGCGGCCUGGCGCAUGUCCUGGCAGGAGCUGCUGCCCUGCCUGGACACGGAGGCCGAGCUGGGCGCCCGCCGGGCCCUCUUCUUCCUGCAGGGCCAGCGCAAGGUGCGCCGGGUGCUGCUGGGGCGCCGGGACGGCAGCCUCCUGCCGCUCAUCCGCAGCGCCGUCCACGAGGGCUACCACGAGGCCGUGCUGGGCACGCUGGAUGAGGUUGCCUCCAUGGCCGACGACGCGGGUGUCGCGGCUCGGGCGCUCGCCUGCAUCGCCGACGUGCUGGGCUGCCUGGCACACGGGGAGGGGGGCUUGCGCAGCGGCCCCGCGGCCAACAGCCAGUGGGCUUCGGCUUUCAGGCGCCUGGAGAGCGGGGACGUCGCCGGCGGCGUGCGGGAGCUGGCAGCCGAGCGGCAGAAGUGGAUGAGCGGGCCGGACCUGCUGGUGAGAGCGGCCCGGCACUACGAGGGGGCCGAGCAGAUCCUCAUCCGGCAGGCGGUGAUGUCCUCCUGCCGGUUCGUCAGCGUGCGGCCGGCGGAGCUGCCGCCCUUGGGGUGCUGGGUGCAGGCGCUGUGCCCGGCCCGCCUCGACCUCUCCGGGGGCUGGAGCGACACCCCCCCGGUCACCUACGAGCACGGGGGGGCCGUGGUGGACGUGGCGGUGCUGGUGGACGGGUGCCGGCCCAUCGGCGCCCGCGUGCGGCGCAUCCCCGAGCCGGAGCUGCGCCUCGUCAGCCUGGGCGGCACGCCGCGGGGCAAGGCGGUGGCCGAGCUGGUGUGCCGGGAGCUGGAGGACCUGAGGGAUUACUGCCAGCCGCACGCCCCAGGGGCCUUGCUCAAAGCUGCCUUCAUUUGCACCCAGAUCGUGCAGUUCCCCUCGCAGGAACCCCUGCGGGCCCAGCUGAUGCGGAGCUUCGGGGGCGGCUUUGAGGUGCACACCUGGUCCAAGCUGCCCCAUGGCUCCGGCCUCGGCACCAGCAGCAUCCUGGCGGGAGCAGCGAUGGCCUCGCUGUACCGGGCGGCCGGCAAGGCCGCGAGCACCGAGUCCCUCGUCCACGCCGUGCUGCACCUGGAGCAGAGGCUGACCACGGGCGGAGGUUGGCAGGACCAGGUGGGCGGGCUGGUGCCCGGCAUCAAGAUCGGGAGGUCGAAGGCGCAGCUGCCGCUCCGCGUGGAGGUGGAGGAGAUCCCGGUGCCCGAGGGCUUCGCCCGCACCCUCAGCGAUCACUUGCUGCUGGUGUACACGGGGAAGACUCGCCUGGCUCGCAACCUGCUGCAGGACGUGGUGAGGAACUGGUACGCCCGGCUGCCCUCCGUCGUGCAGAACGCCCGCGCGCUGGUGAGCAACGCCGAGGAGUGUGCCCGGGCCCUGAGGCAAGGUGACCUGCCGCUCGUCGGCACGUGUCUGGACCGCUACUGGCAGCAGAAGAAGCUCAUGGCCCCCGGCUGCGAGCCGCUGGCUGUCGGGCGCAUGAUGGGCGCCCUCCGGCCCUACGUCCAUGGGCAGUGCUUGGCCGGGGCUGGCGGCGGCGGCUUCCUCUACGUCCUCACCAAAGCCCCGCGGCAGAAGGAGGCUUUGCACCAAAUUCUGGCCAAAACGGAGGGGCUGGGUAACUUCAGCAUCCACAGCAUCGAAGUGGAUACGGGGGGUGUCUCGGUGGAGGUUGUGGGAUGUGAGCUGGACGGCAGCGCUCCUCCGGGGGAGGACGUGGCUGUGUGAGCGCCUCAGCUCUGCCCCGCUCAUCACGGACACGCAGGGCUGAGGAGCCAGGCAGCAGGGACGUUCCCCUCAGGGCUGUCCCCUCCCCGAGGGCUCUGACAGAGGCAUCAGUGCCCCAGGGCGCACCGUGUGGGAGCAGCACCGACCCCAGGCUUGUCAGCAGGACUCCCGGGGGCUCCCCGGCUUUGAUGUGGCUUUUUUGUGCUGCUGCUUGGCCUGAAAAGCCGCAGGCUGGAGGGGCUGCGCUGAGCUGGGCAGGCAGAAAGCCGUGCUGGAAGGACAG
Molecule: messenger RNA, 3311 nt
Organism: Oxyura jamaicensis (ruddy duck)
Lineage: Eukaryota; Metazoa; Chordata; Aves; Anseriformes; Anatidae
Gene: FCSK
Product: fucose kinase
Exons: 21
Coding region: 47-3028 (993 amino acids)
Biological process (GO): GDP-L-fucose salvage
Molecular function (GO): fucokinase activity; ATP binding
Source: RefSeq, a predicted model, not a curated record